UGGCGUCCGGAGGCGGCUCGCUGGGAAGAGACGCUGGGAAUCCUGCAAAGCUGUUUUAAUUGAGAGUUUUACUGCUUAAUGACAGAUACAAAUACUUCAUUCUCGAUCUCAAGAUGGAGCCCGACACGUUUGCAGAAGAGGUUUCGCAGAGGAAAGUGUGUGUCGUCGGCUCGGAGCUGGUGGAAAACUACACUGUCUAUAUCAUCGAGGUUUCGGAUGGAGAGCACAGAUGGACUGUGAAGCACCGCUACAGUGACUUCCACGAUCUCCACGAGAAGCUGACGGCAGAGAAGAAGGUGGACCGAGGGCUGCUUCCUCCAAAGAAGAUGUUGGGGAAGAACUCAAAGAGUCUGGUGGAGCGGCGGCAGAAGGAGCUGGAACUCUACCUGCAGACGCUCCUGCAGCAGUUCCCACAGGCCACGCCCACUCCGCUCUCCUGCUUCCUGCACUUUCACCUCUAUGAGAUCAACGGCAUCACAGCAGCUCUGGCUGAGGAUUUGUUUAAUAAAGGUGAGCAGCUGCUGCAGGCUGGCGAGGUGUUUUCUCUCCGUCCGCUGCAGCUCUUCUCCGUCUCCCAGCAGCUCCGUCUGGCCAAACCAACCUGCUGUAACGGAGACGCCAAAACCGACCUGGGACACAUCCUGGACUUCACCUGCAGGCUGCGAUACCUCAAGGUGUCUGGGACCAGUGGCCCAGUAGGAACCAGUAACAUCCAGGAGAGCAACCUCCCCUUCGACCUGUCAGUCUUCAAAUCACUGCUGCAGAUAGAGAUCAGUGAGUGCAGCUCUCAGCAGAUUCAAGGUCUGUCGUCUCUGAGGUCGAGUCUGGCAACUCUGAGUAUCCACCACUCCACGGAAACUAUGACGUCGAUCCUGGUCCCGGAGGCGAGCGAGUUCUCACAGUGGGAGGCUGAGGGGGCGGAGUCUGGCUGUCCCGUCACCGCCGUCAUCCCCGUGUGGAGAAACCUGACCACGCUGGACAUGAGCCACAACGGCAUCGGCAUCAUCGACAGCUCAGUGAAACUGAUUCCUAAGGUGGAGUUUCUUGAUCUGAGCCACAACCAGCUGUCUACAGUGGAAAACCUCCAGCACCUGUACAAUCUGGUCCACGUGGAUCUGUCCUACAACAACCUGCUGGUCCUGGAAGCCGCUCACACCCGUCUGGGCAACAUCAAGACUCUGAGCCUGGCCGGAAACCAGCUGGACCAACUGACCGGCCUCACCAAGCUCUACUCGCUGGUCAACCUGGACCUCAGCCACAACCAGCUGGCCCAAUUGGAGGAGAUCAGGAACAUCGGAUCUCUGCCGUGUUUAGAGAAACUCAACCUGUCCAGUAACCCCAUGUGCAUCAUCCCAGACUACAGAACCAAAGUCCUGACCCAGUUUGGAGACCGUGCAGCAGAGGUUUGUCUGGACGGUACGGUGACGACAGAGAAGGAGCUGGACACAGUGGAAGUGUUGAAAGCCAUUCAGAAAGCCAAAGAAGUCAAAGACAGAAUGAGCAGCGGCGACAAGAAGAUCAGUGAGGAGACCAAGCUGUCUGCCGCUGCUGCACCUCCUCACCUCUCCUCUCCCCCCUCUCCUUCCUCCUGCUGCUCCUCUGCUGUUGCUCCUCCUGCUGUCACCUCUUCUUCCUCCUCCUCCUCCUCCUCCUCCUCUUCUUCCACCUCCACCUCCACCUCUUCCACCUCCACCUCUUCCUGCCCGGCCCAGCAGGCUGCCUGCCCCAGCCAAGACAUGACGAGCAGAGAAGAAGAAGCAGUUCCCCCGACUGUUCUCCCUCCUGUGGACGCUGCUCCUCCCCCCGCAAGCUUUAACACUAAUACACACCUCCUGUCUGCUGAACCCGCCCAGGUACAACAAGCUGCUGUCAGUCUGUCUGAACACAAACUCUGUGGAGCUCCUCCAAGUGUUACUACUACCACUACUACAAAUAAUAUCAGUUGUGUCUGCUGCUCUCCCUCCUCCAGACCUCCUGAAACCUCGUGCUUCUCCUGCAGCGCUUCCUUGUUUCCUCAUCUUCCUUCUCACCUGCUCUCCCUCUCCUCCUCCAACAAAGACUUCAUUACCCAGCUCUCCCAGCGUCUCGGCUCCAUCCUGAAGGAGCAGAGGACGGAGACGGAGGAGGAAGAGAAGGAGGAGGAGGAGGAGGAGAAAGAGGAUGAGACGAGGUCUGAAUCCAGAGAGGUUCAGUCCCAUGUGGAGGUCACCGAGGUGGGAAGUCCCAGUCCAGGCUCUGGGGACGGAUACUUCGAGAUGGGUCUGGAUGACUCUGUAGAGGAGUCCGUCUGCUCCUCUUCCUCCACGUCGCUCGCCGUUCCUCCUGCAGAUGAGCUUGAUGGCCACCAGGGGGAGCUGUGUGGAGAACAUGAGGAGGACGAGGUGCAGCUCAGGAGGGUUCUGUGGUGCUACUGUCUCCAGGUGAAGGAGGAGGUGGAGCAGAAGGAGGUGUGUCUGGUGCUGAUGGACCGGCAGUUGGGCCUGCUGUUCCUGUCAGAUGAUGUCACAGGGACCAAUCAGGACGCAGACCCGGAGCAGAGUCGGCCUGUGGAGGAGGUGCUGUCCAGUCUACAGGUGGACCUCCUGCUGCCGUACUCCCAGCUCCUUCUCUCCUGCAGCGCCGACCUCCCUGACUCCUGCCUCGCCUUUGGCCUCCACAACGGUCUGACCCGCUGGUACCUCUUCUCUGAGGUCGAGCAGCUCCGGCAGACCAGGACCGAGCUGACGGCGCUGAUCCAGGCUGCAAAGUCUCAGACUGACCCGGACCCUCCCAUCACUCCUCAGCUCCUCCCCCGCUCACUCAUCAACUCCUGGGAGCUGGAGGAGAGUCAGGGAGCCCAGGGAGGCUAUCCUGCCUUUCUCCUCCUCUCCUCCUCCUCCUCUGCCGUGGACCUCCACCCUCUCCUGUCAGACAUCCUCUCCGAGAGAGACGACUCCACCCUCCCCUCCAUCCUCGUUCUCACCCACCGACACCUCUGGGUGCUGAAGAUGGACUUCAGAGAGCUGGCAGAGAGAGAGAGGAUGAGGAGUGCUGACCUUCAUCACUCCUCCUCCUCUUCUUCUUCCUCCUCCUCCUGGUGCAGGCUGGUCCGUGUGCCCCUCGGCUCCGUGGUGCUUCACCCCAGAGAGAGAGCUUCUCCGGUCGGGGACAGAAGCAGCAGCACCUCCUGCCCCGACCCAAAACACCGCUACAGGAGGACUCGCACUGUGGAGCUGCUGCUGGGCGGUCAGAGGCUGCUGCUGCUCUUCCCUCUGGCCCAGAACAGGAGCUCCUUCCUGGGGGUGCUGAGCCAGCGGAGAGCCUCUCUGGAGGGUCUGAAGAUGGUGGCCCUGCCUCAGCCCUGCAGGCCCCGUCCACAGCAAGGCCGUCACAGAUCCAGAGACCAGUGCUGUUGUGCCACUACGAGGAAAUCCCACAGCACCAGCAGCUGGGACUCCACCAGCCUCCAGGUGGAGGAGAACCAGCCGUCACCCCACCUCAACCCAGGUCUCUCCCCAGGAUUGAAGCUCCUGGCUGGGCUCGGAGAACAGCAGCUACUGACCUACUUCCACAGAUAUAUAGCAGUGUCUGAGGCGGAGGAGGUGAGACAGGUCCUGUGGCUGUCUGUGGUUCUCUACAAGUCUCCAGAGUCUGAGCUCACCUGCUGCCUGCUGCUCUCCACGGAUACAAUCUACUUCCUGUUGGAAGACUCCGCCUCCACACUCGGUCAUAACUCAGUGUUGGACAUAAUGGACUCUGGAGAUGUGGACGUCUGUCUGUGCUGCUGUCUGUCCAUCAGACUGUCUGACCUUCUGUCUGUCAACGUGGGACUGUUCGACCAGUACUUCAGAGUCGUAGGUCGUUCGGCAGAUCACAUCGUGUGCUGUCUCAGCAGGGACAGUUAUGGGACGGGCGUCUUCCUUCAGGAGCUCAUGUCGGCUCUCAGUCUGCAGCAGCAGCUUCCUCCUCCAGAGCCGUCUGAUCAGGACUUCUACUCCCAGUUCACCAGCACAAACACAGGUAAGAUGCAGAACUACGAGUUGGUCCACAGCAGCAGGGUGAAGUUUAUUUAUCCCAGUGAGGAGGAGAUGGGAGACCUGACCUUCAUCGUGGCAGAGAGGAAGGCUCCGGCCAGCGCAGCAUCCUCGUCCUCACGCUCCUUCAACGUCCUGCUGUAUCUGCUGGUCUUCCAGGUCCAAAUCCCUGGCAGUCUGCCCAGCCAGGGCUCCACUCUCUCAGGCCACUCCUCUGUUUCUGGCUCUGGUACGUCUCCGGUCCUCCAGCCCAGGACUUUGAUCCUGACCAGCACCGACGUGUUCCUAUUGGACGAGGACUACGUCAGCUAUCCUCUGCCCGACUUUGCCAAAGAACCCCCCUCCAGGGAGCGGUACCAGCUGCGUGAGGCUCGGAGGAUCCGGGACCUGGACCGGGUCCUGCUGGGGUACCAGACUUACCCUCAGGCUCUGACCCUGGUGUUCGACGACCUGCCCGGCCCAGACCUGCUCUGCCACCUCACCAUGGACCACUUUGCCGCCGCAGGGGAGGAUGCCCUGCCUGGAGGGGGCGGAGCCAGCAGCGGCGCAGAGGGCGAGGUCCAGUGGUGCGUCUUUGUCCCCGGAGCCGACAGCAGAGAGAGGCUGAUCUCACUCCUCGCUCGCCAGUGGGAGGCGCUGUGCAGCCGGGAGCUUCCUGUGGAGCUCACCGGCUGAUUGGUGGAUGACGGAUGGACCUAGCUGGUCGUUGGAGGGCGGAGUCAUCAUAUGACGGGGAUCAUUUAUACAGGGAAUCAGGGCUCGGCUGGCUGCUCAAGACCUCAAUAUGCUUCAAACCAAGUAGUUCAGACAAACUGUGACCACAUCUAAAGGCAAAGCAUUUUCUAGCUGCUCCAAAAGGUCACACUGAAGGGCAUCCUGUUGUCAUAGAGACAGGCCAGAUGUGAUGACUCAUUCAAAUUAUGUUAACAAUGCAAACGUUCAUUCAAGUCUCUCCUACAAGGCUUUUAUUGUGUUGCUUGUGCACAUGAAAAGUGACAGAAAUAGUUGUGUGAAGAAUGAAGAAAGAGUGCUUGGGAGAGUUCAAAUACUUACACACCUCCACUCUACAUGCCAUUUACAUCAUAUCACAGCCUGAUAUGUUUGUGACUAAGCUUUAACUCGGUCUCAGUUUGGCUUUUCAGAUUGUUUAAAUGAGGUCUUUACUUUAAGAAGACUAAUGUGGAGUCAGUAUGCAUCAAAUUAGUAAGUAAGUAAAAAAGCGUUUUUCCUCUUUUCUGCAUGUUAACACUUGUCCUGGCUGCAUCCUUCAACACUUUGUAGUCCUGAUUUAAUGAAUUGAUCAAAUAGACGUAACGAAAAGCACUUUCAGAGACUCCCUCUUUGAAGACUUUCAUCGAGUUGCACUCUGUUGUUCACAUGAAAAGUGACUGAAGUAAUUAAGUAAAUAGUGAAGAAAAGCUUGAGAGAUCAUUUAAAACUACCACUACUUACUCUCCCUCCUCCACUCACCAGACCAAUCACUGCAUGAAGUGGGCGUGACUGUUGGUUUCGGAGGUCACUUGGUUUGAAGCAUACUUUGCCUUUUAGUUGUAUUUCCAUUGAAAGGGAUGUGGUUCGCUAUAAAAAAAAAAAAAAAGAAACCUGAGGGUUAUUCGGACUCUACAGACACCAGACUGCCAUAACAGACCUGUGACAUCACACUGAGCCGAAAUGAUGGGAGUUUCUGGCACAACUUCACUUUGUUGCAAAGUGUCUCACACGAAGGAGAUCUACAGAUUUCGUUGGAUGACUUGACUGAGGAGCAGACAGACGGACUGGUGUUGCACAGCAGGGGGCGCUGCAGACAGUCCACAGGAGUUAAACUAGUUUUAAAUCAACAUCAACUUAAAAGAACAGUCAUUUCUGGUAAAUCCUCUUGUUCUCUGUCAUCAUAUUAGAAGAUGUAUAUCAGUUUCAUACAUGUGUGUGUGUCCAGCACAAAUAUAAGUGCAGGAUGUGUUAGCCUAGCUUAGCACAAAGACUACAAGCAGGGGGAAACUGCUAGCCUAGCGUCAUCAAACGAGGAGAAAAAAAGAAAUAUAAGUGCAGGAUGUGUUAGCCUAGCUUAGCACAAAGACUAUAAGCAGGGGGAAACUGCUAGCCUAGCGUCAUCAAACGAGGAAAAAAAAGAAAUCCACCUUCCAAAUACUCCAAAGCUGUCUGAUGUACAUGUUAUUUAUGUUAAGUUGCUCUUAAAACCAAAAGUAAUUUUUUAGUUUUGCACAGUUGGAUUCUGUUUGAGGUGACAAGAGGAUAUCCAAAAAUGUUGUACUGUUGUUUUAAGUAUCUCACACACACACACACACACACACACACACACACACACACACACACCGACACACACACCGCUGCUCGGCACAAUCUGCUCUCUGAACAUUUUAUUCCUUGCACAUUGUAAUUAAUGAAGCAGUAUUAUUGAACUGUAUAAUGAAGCUUUUUAUUAUUAGUAUUAUAUUAAUAUAAGUAUGUUUUGGGACGGACGGAUGUUUUUCCAUCCUGAAACAGAUUUUGUAUUAAACACGUAAGUUCUGAUGAAAUUUCCAGAAAGAACUUUUACUUGUCAUAUUAAGCAUCAUCAUUGAGUAUUCUUUUUUUUUAUACAUUUCUUUGUGUUUUAUUUCAUUGUAUGUUGUGUUUUUCGUACAUUAUUAUUAUUAUUAUUAUUGACAAAUGGGAAGCCGGACAGUGUUUGACCCCCCCACACACAUCUCACCACUAUUGUUUACGUUUCAUGUUUUUGUCUUGUUCAUGGGGAAUGCCACUGAAUUAAAGUGAAAAUGAAAACUC
Anoplopoma fimbria (sablefish) is the source of this 6800-nucleotide messenger RNA. RefSeq names its product nischarin (gene nisch). NCBI's taxonomy places the organism in Eukaryota, Metazoa, Chordata, Actinopteri, Perciformes, Anoplopomatidae. Gene Ontology annotation, molecular function: integrin binding; protein kinase binding; protein kinase activity. Gene Ontology annotation, cellular component: cytoplasm. The record is from RefSeq and is a predicted model, not a curated record. Gene Ontology annotation, biological process: protein phosphorylation.